This is a messenger RNA of Electrophorus electricus (electric eel), 5884 nucleotides long. The record is from RefSeq and is a predicted model, not a curated record. Lineage: Eukaryota; Metazoa; Chordata; Actinopteri; Gymnotiformes; Gymnotidae.
UUACUGGGGAAAUAACACGUGCCGAUCAGCAUAUGUAGCCUUACACUCAUGAGGAUACCUAUAACAACGGAACUGAAGGAAGCGCUGAAGUCAGAUCAGAAGGAACAUGUCGCUGAGCAUCAGUGCGUAGGCUUACAGGACCUGAUAAGAUUUUCCCAUGGGACAGAGUGGUAGAAAGUCUGAGGUAUGGAAAUGUUCAGAAAGAGGCCUCCCCCAGAGUUUUUCGGAUAAUAAUACAGCGUCUCCAAGCUGAGUGACCUUCUUGACUCUGCGGCAAAACUGACGGGAGGAAGAAAACAACCUCCGCGCUUAUCGUUGCCGCCUUGGUCCAACUGCGCCGCAGUUCUGAAGUCUGUCACGCGCACGUAUUUAGAACGUCAGCGCGUUCGGCCGGCGCGUGUCAAACUCCAUCCGAAACUGCGGAUUUACAGCUGCUUUAAGAAAAUGGCACUACUGUGACGGAACAUUCAGAGAACAUUCUCCAGUCAAAAUGACCAUUCCUAAAGAUAUUCCAGAGAAGUGGUUCCCCAUUUUUCCCCAUCUGAAAUGGAUCAAAUUGGGACUCCCAACCUCGGAAAAGAUAAGAUGCGGAACAGAACAGGAAAGGAGGGUCCGAGCCAAUGACAGGGAGUACAACGAGAAGUUCCUGUAUGCGAAUAACUGCAUCAUGACCUCAAAGUACAACAUCAUCACCUUCCUGCCGGUCAACCUGUUUGAGCAGUUCCAGGAAGUUGCCAAUACUUACUUCCUGUUUCUUCUCAUACUGCAGUUGAUUCCUCAGAUCUCUUCUUUGCCCUGGUUCACCACCAUAGUGCCGUUAGUACUAGUGCUGAGCAUCACAGCAGUCAAAGAUGCCACUGAUGACUAUUUUCGUCAUAAGAGUGAUAACCAGGUGAAUAACCGCCAGUCUCAGGUGCUCAUCAAUGGCGUUCUUCAGAAAGAGAAGUGGAUGGACGUGAGAGUGGGUGACAUUAUCAAACUGGAGAACAACCAGUUUGUGGCAGCUGACCUGCUCCUGUUGUCCAGCAGUGAACCUCAUGGUCUGUGUUAUAUUGAGACAGCUGAGCUGGAUGGGGAAACAAACAUGAAGGUGCGUCAGUCUCUGGCUGUUACCUCAGAGCUGGGAGAACCUGGAAACCUUGCACAGUUUGAUGGAGAGGUAGUGUGUGAGUUACCCAAUAACAAGCUGGACCGUUUCUGUGGGGCUCUGCACUGGAGGGAGUGUAAGUACACACUUACCAACAAUAACAUGCUGCUGAGGGGCUGCGUCCUGCGUAACACAGAGAGCUGCUACGGCCUCGUCAUAUUUGCAGGUCCAGAUACCAAGCUGAUGCAGAACAGUGGACGCACCAAGUUCAAGAGGACCAGUAUAGACCACCUGAUGAACACCCUGGUGCUGUGGAUCUUUGGUUUCUUGGUGUGUAUGGGGGUGAUCUUGGCCAUAGGUAAUGCUGUGUGGGAGCGAGAGGUGGGCUCUCUGUUCCAGAGUUACCUGCCUUGGGACCCUCCCGUUGACAACUUCUUGUUCUCAGCUUUCCUCUCCUUCUGGUCCUAUGUCAUCAUCCUCAACACUGUGGUGCCCAUCUCUCUAUACGUCAGUGUGGAGGUGAUCCGGUUAGGUCACAGUUACUUCAUAAACUGGGACCGACGGAUGUUCUGUAACCGUAGCAACACGGCGGCUGAGGCUCGGAGUACAACCCUGAAUGAAGAACUAGGCCAGGUGGAGUACAUCUUCAGUGAUAAGACCGGAACUCUCACCCAGAACAUCAUGACCUUCAACAAGUGCUCCAUCAAUGGCCAUGCCUAUGGUGAUGUGAUGGACACUCCAGGAGCCCAGCACAAGAGGGCGCAGCCCCUGGACUUCAGUGCAUGGAACCCGCUAGCAGACCGGGACUUCUGCUUCUAUGACGUGUCACUGUUGGAGGCGGUGAAAAUGAGAGAGCCAGCUGUGCACGAGUUCUUCCGCGUGCUCUCUCUCUGCCACACUGUCAUGAGCGAGGAGAAGAGUGAGGGGGAGCUGGUGUAUAAGGCUCAGUCUCCUGAUGAGGGUGCACUGGUGACAGCAGCACGAAACUUUGGUUUUGUGUUCCGCUCUCGCACGCCCAGCACCAUCACCACACAAGAGCUGGGCAAGGAGGUGACAUACACGCUCCUUGCCAUCCUGGACUUCAACAACAUACGCAAGAGAAUGUCUGUCAUAGUGAGAACUCCUGAGGGCCAUAUUUGUCUCUACUGUAAGGGGGCAGACACUGUACUGUUUGACAGGCUUCAUUCCUGCAACCACGACCUGAUGAACAUCACCUCAGACCACCUCAAUGAGUUUGCAGGUGAUGGGUUACGGACGCUGGCAUUGGCCUAUCGGGACCUGUCUGAGGAGCAGUGGGAGGAGUGGGCAGAGCGUUACCAUGGGGCUGACAAAGCUAUAGACUACAGGGAGGACCGACUGGCUGCCGCCUAUGAGGAGAUUGAACAAGACAUGAUGCUGUUGGGAGCCACAGCCAUAGAGGACAAGCUUCAAGAAGGCAUUGCUGAGACCAUCACUGUCCUCUCUCUAGCCAACAUCAAGAUCUGGGUCUUAACUGGAGACAAGCAGGAGACCGCGGUGAACAUUGGCUACUCAUCUAAAAUGUUGACAGAUGAUAUGACAGAGGUCUUCAUUAUGAAUGGAUACACCGUCCAAAGUGUCCGUGAGGAUCUUAGGAGAGCAAGGGAACGCAUGUUGGAAUCAUCCCGCAGCCGAGAUGGAGUGAAGGAGGCAGAGAUGCAAGAUUUUGGCGGAGCAUGUUCUCUAGGUAAUGGCUUUGGCAGCAGGGAUGCAGCUAAUUGGAUUCCAGGUCAGAAGAAAAGUGCCCAGCCACCGGCCCCUCCCACCUCACUGCUGGAGUCAGUCAGUGGAGAGUUUGCACUUGUCAUCAGUGGACACAGUCUGGCUCAUGCGCUGGAGGCCGACAUGGAGCAGGAGUUCCUGGAGACGGCAUGCGCGUGCCGGACGGUGAUCUGCUGCCGUGUCACUCCUCUCCAGAAAGCCAUGGUGGUGGAGCUCAUCAGGAGGCACAAGAACGCCGUCACCCUUGCCAUCGGAGAUGGUGCCAAUGACGUCAGCAUGAUCAAGACUGCUCACAUUGGCGUGGGCAUCAGUGGGCAGGAGGGCAUCCAGGCCGUGCUGGCAUCCGACUACUCCUUCUCCCAGUUCCGUUUCCUGCAGCGCCUCCUGUUGGUGCACGGCCGCUGGUCCUACCUGCGCAUGUGCCGAUUCCUCUGCUACUUCUUCUACAAGAACUUCGCCUUCACCAUGGUGCACUUCUGGUUUGGCUUCUUUUGUGGCUUCUCUGCCCAGACGGUGUAUGAUCAAUACUUUAUCACUCUGUAUAACAUUGUAUACACUUCACUGCCUGUUUUGGCCAUGGGCAUCUUCGACCAGGAUGUUUCAGACCAAAGGAGCCUGCAGUACCCGAAGCUGUAUGAGCCAGGCCAGCUCAACCUUCUCUUCAACAAGCGGGAGUUCUUCAUCUGCAUCGCGCAGGGCAUCUACACAUCUGUUGUGCUCUUUUUUGUGCCCUAUGGUGCCCUCUGGCAGGCCACGCAGAGCAACGGUGUGCCACUCGCUGAUUACCAGACCUUCGCCGUCACCACCGCCACAGCCCUCGUCAUCGUUGUCAGCGUGCAGAUAUCUCUGGACACUGGUUACUGGACUGCUAUUAACCAUUUCUUUGUGUGGGGCUCUCUGGGCACUUACUUCACUAUCCUCUUCACCAUGCACUCCAGCAUCCUGUUCAACAUCUUCCCCAAGCAGUUCCACUUCCUGGGAAGCGCUCAGAGUACACUAUCCCAGCCUUUGGUAUGGUUGACUAUUGCUUUAGCUACAGUCAUAUGCAUAGCGCCCGUGCUUGCCUUUCGUUUCCUCAAACUGGACCUCAAACCACAGCUUUCUGAUACUGUGCGCUACACUCAGCUGGUGCAGAAGAAGCAGUGGAAGGCUGGUGGGCAUGCUAGGCGUAGCAUGGGCGGUGCCAGCGGGCCAGGAGGUAGCGGCCUAGGCCAUUUGGGGCGGGGUGGCUCCCGUCGCUCAGGUUACGCGUUCGCCCACCAGGAGGGCUUUGGCGAGCUGAUCACGUCAGGGAAGAACAUGCGGCUCAGCUCGCUCGCCCUUGCCACCUUCGCUGCGCGACACAGCUCUAGCUGGAUCGAUACACUCCGCAAGAAAAAACAUUCCCCACCUGCUGGGGACAGUAGUCCUGCCCCCUCAGUGGCUGCACCCGUCUCUAAUUCCUCCUCUCUUAUUGGCCCGCUGGAAACAGCCGCAGAACAAAGGGGGCAAACAAAUGCGGACCCUCAGGUGGGUGUGGCUGAUGUAGCACAGGUGGAGACCGGACAGUGCAGUCUAGUAGUGCAGGAAGCACUGUGUGGCUGGAGGGCAACAGCAGGAGCACGGCUCAGUAGCACGGGAGCCAGCAGCCUGGGCCCGCCUCCCAUUGCAGAGGAGACCAAUGGCGAGUGAGAGAUACGGCCACACGAGCAAGUCAUCCUUUUGGAAUUCUUGUUUGGUUCAGUGGCAGAAGUAGCUCUGGACGUGUGUCUGAGGCCGGUAACGGAGAGGAACCUUUGGCGUUGGAGUAGAAACUGCCAUAAAGACAACAACAAAGUGCAUACACUCACAAAUGCAGACACAGUGGAAGCACAGUGUGCACUAAGACUUCACAAUCACAAAUGCACAUACACACACACACACACACACUUUGCUGGCUCUGUUGGGCUGUGUACCAAGUUGACUGCAAGGCAAUUUUUUAUCUAAUGCAAACACAGAAUGUUUUCAGUUAGUAAUUUCAUGUUAUUGUCACGGUCAAUGAUCCCAGAUUCAUAGCUUUGCUAUUAGAGUAAAUCAUAAGUUCUCUCAGUCCUUUAAGUCUGAUUUUACUUUACAAAGAUUUUGUUUCUUUUUUAAAACAAAAAAAAAACAAGAAAGGGGGAAAGGCGUUUUCUGUGUGUCAUAUGACACAGGGCUUUCCCUUGAUGCAGAGACAGAAAUACACCAUAUAACUUCAUUUUAAUACACCAUACAACUUCGUCUUUAGUGUCAUGGUUGAGUUGUCAUACCCAAAUCUUUAGAAACAUAGUAAAUAAAUGUUGUAAUGUGAACAGUUACCUGACACGGAUUUUCAGAAUAAUGCAAUGUAUCCCUGUCUUUAGCUCUGCUGAAUUAGAUUAUAACCUUUUUAUUUAAUUUUUUUAUGUAGUUUUUGUUUUAUUUUUCUUCUUCUUCUUUUAGAAUUGAUGUACUCUUCUUCUUUUUUGGUCCGUUGGAUUGUUGUUUGCUUGGUUGCUUGGUUGGUUGGUUGUUUCUUUCUUUCUUUCUUUGGCCAGGUAUUCCCCAUUGCCUUUAUGGAUCAUAUCACCAUACAUUUUGUCAAGGUAUUUUGGUGCCUGUUGGCAUAAAUUGGGACAUUGUAUUUUACACAUCACAGUGCAUUGGUAUUAAGUAUUGACCCAUAAAUCUCAUUGUUGGAGGACAUGAUUCUAUACAUGAUAGACAACCCUGUUAUCCAAUACCAUUCUUAGCAACACCAGUAAUGUCUACAGACUGAUAGGUGUAAUUUUUCUUUUUAUGUGCAAACUAGUUCUCAAUGAGAACGUGAUAUUAACUCUGCCAAACAAUUAAACUCACGCUUGCCUUCCUUUUUCACAUUUUACACCAUAUUGGUGUUCCAAGCAGCAGAUUUCCAGGACUCUGAGCUGAAGAAUUGGAAUUGUACAAGAUCAAGUGUUCUGGGUUUGUGCUUGUCAUUUUUUUUUUGUGAAACAAGGGCUGCUCAGAUCUGCAAAGUAACCUGUAAAUGAUGAUCCUGUUGCGGUGGAGUCGGGAUUGUUAAAAAAUUAAAUCUGAAUU